Messenger RNA from Tachysurus fulvidraco (yellow catfish), 4077 nucleotides. It is a transcript of the gene osbpl1a, whose product is annotated as oxysterol binding protein-like 1A. The transcript is spliced from 29 exons. The coding region runs from base 279 to 3182 and encodes 967 amino acids. The record is from RefSeq and is a predicted model, not a curated record. Gene Ontology annotation, molecular function: cholesterol binding; protein binding. Gene Ontology annotation, cellular component: membrane; intracellular membrane-bounded organelle; cytosol. Lineage: Eukaryota; Metazoa; Chordata; Actinopteri; Siluriformes; Bagridae.
CGUGAUUUGGUAUUUAUCCCGUGGUCAGCAGUAAGAGUGCUUGUGAAUUCUGUGUUUUGAUUCUGUUUGCAGGCUGUUGGGGGAAAUUGUUCAUUAGAAAUGCAGUGACUAUAAAAAAGGGAUGUAAAACGGAGUUCUUAUCUAUGAGUAGCUUAUCUGUGUGUGGAAAUAUAGAAACUUAUUUUACUAGGUUUUCUUAUUUUAUUUUUUUAUUAUUUUUUGCAUUAUACAUUACUUGGGUCAGAAACAAAACCAUGUGUUAAACCACAGAAUCUGUCAUGGAGGAGCUGGAUCCAGAGGAGCAGUUUCUUCAGGAUGCCAGAAAUGGGAACCUGCCAGGAAUUCAAAGGCUUUUGAUGUCUAAAAUAAAAGAGGAAGCAAAAUUUGACAUCAACUGUAAAGGCAAGAGUAGGUCAAAUUUUGGAUGGACUCCUCUUCAUCUGUCCUGUUACUUUGGACACAAGGAUGUUGUAGAGGAAUUGCUAAAGGCUGGAGCAGAUGCUGAUCUGACAAACAAUGUAGGAGACACACCUCUUCAUAAAGCAGCAUUCACAGGACGACAGGAGGUGGUGAAGUUGUUGCUUCAGUACAAUGCCUGUCCUUCUGUCAUCAAUGGCUCAGCUCAGAUUCCCAAAGACAUCACACACGAUGAGGAGAUCAGGAGCAUGCUGGAGGCGGCUGAGCGAACUGAGGAGAGGAAGUUGGAAGAGCAGGUGUUAGAAGCAGCUCGAGAAGGAGCCACAACUACCCUGUUAAAACUGCUGGCCAUGGAGAAACCUCCAAACAUCGACUGCACAGACCUGCUGGGUAACACACCACUACACUGUGCUGCAUACAGAGGCCAGAAACAGUGUGCAGUCAAACUGUUGCAGAAAGGAGCAAGCCCCAACAUCAAGAACAAGAACGGUCAGACUGUGUUUGAUCUUGCGAAGGACACAGACAUGAGGCAGAUACUGGAGGGCAGUCUGAUGAAAGGACGGAGGCGUUACGUUCAGAUGUUUGAAGGUCCUCUUUGGAAGAGCACCAGGUUUUUUGGCUGGCGUUCCUGCUGGGUUGUUCUGCAAGAUGGAGUUUUGUCAUGGUACUCAAAACAGUCUGAUGCUACAUCCAACAGUCAGAGUAAAGGCUGCAAAACACUGACCCAAGCCCAAUGUAGUACUAAGGACAGCUGCUACUUUACACUCAAGUGCUUUGAUGACAGUGUCCAUUAUUUUAAAGUCUCACCAAAAGACAACCCAGAAGAAUGCAGAAAAAAAUGGUUGGAGGCUAUUGAGGCACACUCGGCGUUCAGUACUCAUUACUGCUCACAGGAUCAAGGCAGUGAUGAAGAUGAGGAUGAGGUGAUAUUAAUGGGCGAGUUGACCGAGUCUCUCCAGUUGGCUGAGGCGUGUCAUGGGAAGUUGGAGUCUGAGGUGUUGUCCCUCCUCUCUAUGGUGAAAGAGGAUGCACUCAGUGAAGGCUUCCCAGUGGCAAUGCUACAGAAGCUCAGAGAGGUGUGUGAGGCGUCUAGUGAGACCUGUUCGAGUCUCCGUCAGUGUCUGGACUUGUUCUCCAAACAGGAGGGGGCACGCAGCUUGAAACUGGAGCAGGAAGUGGAGAAGAACAAGAUCCUCUCGGAGGCUCUGCAGACUUUGGCUACAGAGCAUCAUGAGCUAGAGCAGUCUGUGGUUGGAGGCUCGUCUCCCCGCAGUGCCGUUCUCAGCGAGGACGACUUCUAUGAUGCGCUUUCCCAGUCUGACUCGGAGCAUUCGCAUAGCUGUCUAGAGUUGAGUUGCUCGUUCGUGGAAGGGGACGAGGAAAGGUCAGAGCUCUAUUCUAGUGUGGCCGGUUGUCUUACUGGAGGGAGGAUGUCCCAAGAGGAUUGGCAUGGAGAUGAAGAGGAGGAGGAUGAAGAAGCCAAAUCCAAUAAAGGCAGAAAACACAGGACAAGUUUGCCAGCUCCCAUGUUUUCCAGAAACAACUGCAGCAUUUGGAGCAUACUGAGAAAAUGCAUUGGAAUGGAGCUGUCUAAAAUAACCAUGCCAGUCAUUUUCAACGAGCCGCUCAGCUUCUUACAGAGACUCACAGAGUACAUGGAGCACACUUAUCUCAUUCAGCAGGCUAACGACUCCACUGACUCCAUCGAGAGAAUGAAGUGUGUAGCAGCAUUCACAGUGUCUGCAGUGGCAUCUCAGUGGGAGAGGACAGGGAAACCCUUUAACCCCCUGCUCGGGGAAACCUAUGAGCUCGUCAGAGAGGAUCUGGGUUUCCGGGUGAUCUCGGAGCAGGUGAGUCACCAUCCUCCAGUAAGUGCUUUCCAUGCUGAGGGCCUGCAGACGGAUUUUGUUUUCCAUGGGUCCAUCUACCCCAAGCUGAAGUUCUGGGGUAAAAGUGUAGAGGCUGAACCAAAAGGCAUCAUGACUCUGGAGCUACCCAAAUAUAAUGAGGCGUACACGUGGACAAACCCGACAUGCUGCGUUCACAACAUCAUUGUGGGGCAGCUGUGGAUUGAACAGUACGGUAAUGUGGAGGUGAUCAACCACAGAACUGGAGAGAAGUGCUGUCUAAGCUUCAAACCUUGUGGUCUUUUUGGAAAAGAGCUGCACAAAGUCGAGGGCUACAUUCUUGACAAAAGCAAAAAGAAAGUGUGCGUUUUAUAUGGGAAGUGGACGGAGUGCAUGUACGCAGUGGAUCCAGCAAAGUUUGAGGCUCACAAGAAGAGCGAUAAGGUCACAGAGAAGAAAAGCAGUAAAGAGGGGUCCAGUGCUGAAUCUGAAGAAAGACAGCAACCAGGCAGCGACUCUCUGGAGGAGAUUCCAGGCAGCCAGUUACUCUGGAAAAUCACACCACGACCAGCAAACUCUGCCCAGAUGUACAACUUCACGUCCUUUGCCAUGCAGCUAAAUGAGCUACAUGAAGAGAUUGAAGCUGUAAUUCCCAAAACUGACUGCAGACUGAGACCCGACAUCCGCGCCAUGGAAAAUGGAGACAUUGACUUGGCUAGUGAAGAGAAAAAGAGGCUGGAGGAAAAACAGAGAGCAGCACGCAAGAACCGGUCCAAGUCAGAUGAGGACUGGAAGACAAGAAUCUCUGGCCCCAGGUGGUUUCAUCAGGGUCCAAACCCUCAUACCAACUCUCAAGACUGGCUCUUCUCCACGGCUUACUGGAACCGAGAUUAUUCCCAAGUGCCUGAUAUUUACUGAAUAAGAUCUUCAAGCUAACUGGUCCAUGUGGGGAUAUUUGUGGGAUAAACUUAAAAAGUUUUUUUUAAAGGAAACCGUUCCUAUUUAAUUCUUCAUGCAUAUCAAAUUAUAAAGGUGGAGUCAUUCAGUAAUGUAAAGUCAAUCAUGUGAAUAUUUAUGAGGAUUGAGGAUUGAAAUUAUCAGUGGUUAACAGAGGUGACCUUUUUUUAAUUAAAUGCAUUUGUAUGACUAUCAUCCCCUUUUCUAACGAAUCAGAACACAGGAACACUACUAGUUUUUAAUUAUGUACUAAACAUUAUUUAUUUUAAAUCUUUUUUUAUGCUUUACUUUUUCACUAAUGUACUGAGUAUUUUAAAAUAAUAUUUAACGGAGAUUUACAUUCUUCUUCAGAUUGGAAUGUUUGUUCUCAGUAACGACAAGGAAGUAACUGUUUAAAUUGUCUUGUAGUGAUUUGUAGUGAUUUGUAGUGAUUUACGCUGUGUGUGUGUGUGUGUGUGUGUGUGAGAGAGAGAGAGAGAGAGAGAGAGAGAGAGAGAGAGAGAGAGAGAGAGAGAGAGAGAAUCCGACUCAUGAAAACCUAAUAAUGUGAAACAUUACCUCACCAUAAGCAGAUUAUGUUUAUGUUAGCUUAGUUAGUUUAAGGUUGGUGAGCUUGUGGUGGACAAUUUGAGGUGCUUACUGCAUUUCAUCAACACACAGACAGUUUAAAGUUUAAUAUAACCUACUCCUGUUUAUUUGAUUCUAGAAUUCUGUAUAUUAUCAUUUGCUGUUGCUUUGUGUACAUCAUAAAUUUGUAUAGCUGGAUUUUGCUCAUCUGCUGAAUAAAACUCUGAACAGACCCAAGCAGAUAUGUUACUAAGGUCACAGAAGUGAAAAAUAAAAAUUAAAAAUAUCA